This is a messenger RNA of Podarcis raffonei (Aeolian wall lizard), 3827 nucleotides long. It is a transcript of the gene MAB21L4, whose product is annotated as mab-21 like 4. Bases 108 to 1439 code for a protein of 443 amino acids. The transcript is spliced from 5 exons. The record is from RefSeq and is a predicted model, not a curated record. Lineage: Eukaryota; Metazoa; Chordata; Lepidosauria; Squamata; Lacertidae.
CACCUGCAGGCAUAUCUUUGUGUGUGCAGCUGCAUCAAUGUUUUUGUCUGCUUCAGAAACAGCAGAGGAACUUUCGGGAGGGGUUUCUUCUGUGCCACGCUUCAGCCAUGGCCGCAAAGGUUGUUCACUGGAAUAGCUAUCUCCAGGUGAUUCUGUCCCGUGAAAGCCGGAGAGUUGAGUGUUUCCAGAAAGCAGAGAACAUUCUGCUUAUUGUACUGGAGAGAGUCAAUGCAAUGGACCCCAGGUUUAUAGUGGAUUAUUCAAGAAACCUGGAAGCCUUGGAAUUUGCCCUCUCUGCUGCUGAGGAUGAAGUAAGCAUGGAGGUUCCCUUGUGUAUCGAUGCGGAUGCCCUCUUGAUGCAGGAGUGUUCAGGUGAACAGAGCGACUCUGAGAAGGUUACCCGUGGGAACUACCAGAUGCCAGGAUCUUGCUAUGUAGGAGUACCUAAGGAAGGUGCUCACCCUGAAAACUGGACCAAAGAAGAUGUAUUCAGUGCCGUGGGUGGUACUGAAUCCAGUGGCCACAUUGUGCCAGGCAAGGUCCUUCAUCUCCUGAAAGAAUUGAUCAUUGCUGCAAUUGUGCAUUGCAAGCACCAGUCCCUUAUCAAACCAGGUGAACUCAGUGCUGAGAGGCUGAAGGAUGAUGACAUGCAGCUGCCUUUGCUAGUGUCCAGUGGAUGGAAAAUGAUCUGCUUCAAUGUCGUCCCUGUAAUAAGGAGAAAGCAGGAUGUUCUGAAACUCAGCAACAAUUGGCGAGAAAAGGGUUUCCCACAAGGCAGCAUGAGUAAAGUCACUCAGGAAGCUGACUACAUCCCUGCCAGUUACUAUCACUGGAGAUAUUCCACCAACCGUCCCAUCCUGAAACUCAUUCAGAUUGUGAGCACCCUAAAGGGGUAUCGUUUAGAUAGCCUCCGCCUCCUUGAUCAAGUCGCCCAUGAGAACUGGAGAGAGGAAGGCAAGAAAUGUGGGCUUGCAUUUCACCACUUGAAGAUGGUGUUGCUAUGGGCCACUCACUUUUUCCCUUCCCCUGAAGACUGGAUGGAUCUGGAAGGGUCCGUGUAUCGUCUUCUGGUGAUCUUGCUUUGUUGCUUAGUGACCAAACACCUCCCCCAUUUCCUGUAUCCAGAGCAAAAUAUGUUCCAGGGUGAUGAUGUCCUGGAAUUGAGCUCUUUGUAUCCCAAAGUGGAGAGUUUUGCUAUCGAGCCUGAGCAUUUCCUGAAGUUCAAUUUUGUAAGGGAAGGCAAAACACACCAGCAGAUGGACAAUGGUCUCAAAGCCUCACUUCAUCUCCCAGCUGAGGAUAAAGCCUAUUGGAGCACUGCCUUCUUUGAUAUGCUGCUUAAUAAGUUUCAGAUGUACCAUAUCAAAGACACACAGCGGAUUUCUGCUAUGUCACAACUCUUGUCUAGCAUCAAGAAAAUGGUGAAGAACCAGAGUUGAAAACAUUACUGUGGGAUCACAAGCUUUCCUGCCUGAAUGGACCUCACUUUAAGUUUCCUGUGAUCAAAAUUCCUAUCUGUUGUUGUUAAUGGCUUAUUUUUAUUUCUGGCUGUUGUGGUAAUUGCUUUAACAAGAAGAGCACACACAAAAUGACAACUUGUAAUUGUAACCUGGUGGAAAUCACCAGACGGCACCAUCAUUAGGAAUGAGGGUCCAAUUUUCUAUCCACUGUUUUUUAUAUAAGAAGUGAAUGUCCACAGUAGUGUUAUUUUAUGUAUAUAGUGCUCUAUAACAAUUAAGGGAAAGGAAUAAUAUAUUCACAUACUAUAACAACUAGGUGAAAGAUUUUGAGUCUCAGCAGAACAGGGAACCCUGUGCCUGAGGGAGAUGCAAGGCUCCUCUGAAAGUAGUAUUUUUUAUUUUAUUUAUUUAUUGAAUUUAUAUACUGCCCUAUGCAUGAAGGUCUCAGGGCGGUUCACAGAAUAAAAUCAAAAUAUAAAACCACAAAAUACAUAAUCAGAAUAAAAACAAAAACCCAAUACCCCCCGAACCCCACAUUUUAAAAGGGCAUAGGAUGUCAAUCGAAUCAACCAAAGACCUGGUUAAAAAGGAACGUUUUUGCAAUUUCAAAUACUCAUUUUACAUCCUUAAAUUAUCAGUGAUUUCCCUUCUUCUCUUUCCAUGGUUCAUUCUGUAAAACAGAAAAUAUAUGUAAAUGUUUUUGACUGGUGCCUAAAGGUGUAUAAUGAAGGCACUAGGCAAACUUCCCUGUGGAGAGCAUUCCACAGGCAGGGAGCCACUGCAGAGAAGACCCGUUCUCAUGUUGCCACCCUCUGGACCUCUCAAGGAGGAGGCACAUGAAGAAGGGGCUCAGAAGGUGAUCUCAGGGUCUAGGUAGGUUCAUAUGGAGAUGCGGUCCUUGAGGUAUCGUGGUCUGGAGCCGUUUAAGGCUUUAUAGGUCAAAACCGGCACUUUGAAUUGGGCCCAGAAACUUAUUGGUAGCCAGUGCAGUUGGACCAGGUAAUAUGCUCAAACUGUCUUGCUCUGGUGAACAACCUGGCCACAGAAUUCUGCACUAGCUGAAGUUUCCAAACCAUCUUCAGAGGCAGGCCUACGUAUAACACAUUGCAGUAAUCUAACCUUGAGGUUACCAGAGCGUGGACAAUAGUAGUUAGGCCAUCUCUGUCCAGACGGGGCAUAGCUGGGCCACCAGCCAAAGCUGAUGGAAAGCAUUCCGGGCCACUGAGGCCACCUGUGACAGCAAAGCAUCAGCUACAGACCUGCUCCUUCAGAGGGAGUGCAACUCCAUCAAGAGCAGGCAAGCUCCCACCCAUCUGGUCCAGGGAACCACCCACUAACAGUACCUCAGUCUUACCUGGAUUGAGUUUCAGUUUGUUGGCUCUCAUCCCGUCCAUUACCGAGGCAAGACACUGGUCCAGUGGUGGGUCUCCUAUCUCACCUUUGUAAGAGUCAUGAAAACAUGGACAACAAUCUGCUGGCAUCUCUGCAAACAUCUUCCGGUCCUUCAUCUGUGAGAGCUCAAUAUGUGAAGAGGAAAUUCAAAUCUAGAAGGUGGACUUGUACGAAUCUACGGCUGCAGAAGGGUGUUCUGCAACUAGCCAGCUGCUCCCUGCUCUCCAGUUCUAAGCCUAGCCUGCAGCCAGUGUUGGCUCAAUAUAGUUUGUUGCCUGAGGCUGAGAAGCAAAUAACACCUAUUCCCCCACCAAGUCAAGGUGCAUAGUACCCAUUAAGGCCAGACAAGUUAUUUUGGUACCUGAGGCAGAAAACCUAACAAGCACUUCCAUCCCUCCCUUGUAGCAAAAGUACAUUAAUAAUAAAUUUUGCAAUAAUUUGUUGCCUUUCCACAUCUCACCAAAGCAGCUAUCACGCUUUGACUAGUGGUAGGGCCACCCCUCUGUGCAGUGCAGCUGAGGGUACUGUACUGGCUGUAGGCUCUGCCUGUGCGUGUCUAUACUUUAAAAACAGGUUUUGGAUACUGAGAAGCUUUAAUUCUGGAAGUUACAAAAGUGUGCAAUUAUUUUAUUUUUCAUUUAGUUGUAAAAUGUGGUGCUUUGUUGCGAGCAAAGCCUUACAAAAGCCUUGCUGGACCAACCCAUGUACUGUAGUCUUUGUUAUUGCCACAGAAUAUAUCUAUCUUUCAGGCAUAUGAAGAAUUCAUGUAAUAGGUUUAAAGUACUGUAUAUCUUUUUGCAUAUUUGUAUCAAACGUUCCAUGUAUUUAAGAGUGCUUCCUUAUAGUCCUAAUUACUUUUAAGAUCCAUUUAACGUAUGUAAAUUCUUAAUUGUGGGAAAACACACAGUGCUGAUAUACUUCUGUAUGAAUUAUGAGACCUGAUAUCUGGUCAUUAAAUUAAUCCCUGCCUUCCAA